UUCAAUGGCUGAACUAAAUUCACCCCCACAACCAAGCAAAAAAAGAGGAAGACCACCCGGCAGAAGAGUGUCGCUAAACGGCGACAAAGAAUCAAGAAAACAAAACUUCAUGAAGAAAAUUCUCGACGACGACAAAGCAACGAAAACCGCAAGUUUCUACAAGCGGAAGCCGACUCUGAUGAAAAAAGCUGAGGAGAUUCGCACAUUAUGUGAUGUUUCGGUUUGCGUCGUCUGUUUCGCGCCUAAUGGAAGCGUUGAUGUCUGGCCAGAAGACGAGCAAUGCGCGAAAGAAGUAAUGUGGGGUUAUCAAAGAUUACAGGACAAAGAGAGAAAGGAAACAAAUGUGUUGGAUUUCUUGCGACACAAGAAACAGAAGCUUGAAAAGAAGGUACAACAAGUGAAACUUAAUACAUUAGUUUCAGCUUUGCCUGAAUACAUUGAUGGGUUAUCGGAAAGUACUCAGUUGAUGGAUUUUGUGAACGAGUUAGAAGGUAAAGUGAAAAGCUUGAAGGAAAGGAUGGAGAUUAUAAGAUCAGAAAACAAAGGGAAAAUUACAAGAGAGGAGAAUAUUGAAGAGAAUUUUGAGAAUUUGUUCAUUCCAAUUGAUCAUCCACCACAAAAUUCAUACGUUCAUGAUGCUUUGCCAUUUUCAGUAUGGCAACCAACUACUGAACCACUGCUUAAUAUUAAUUCUAGUAAUUAGGGAUUAGGGAAUGAAAAUUGAGAUUAGGGAUUUUGC
This is a messenger RNA of Mercurialis annua (annual mercury), 739 nucleotides long. Its product is annotated as agamous-like MADS-box protein AGL103. The transcript has a single exon. The record is from RefSeq and is a predicted model, not a curated record. Gene Ontology annotation, molecular function: cis-regulatory region sequence-specific DNA binding; protein dimerization activity; DNA-binding transcription factor activity, RNA polymerase II-specific. Gene Ontology annotation, biological process: positive regulation of transcription by RNA polymerase II. Bases 5 to 703 code for a protein of 232 amino acids. NCBI's taxonomy places the organism in Eukaryota, Viridiplantae, Streptophyta, Magnoliopsida, Malpighiales, Euphorbiaceae.